Schistosoma rodhaini is the source of this 795-nucleotide messenger RNA. NCBI's taxonomy places the organism in Eukaryota, Metazoa, Platyhelminthes, Trematoda, Strigeidida, Schistosomatidae. The record is from the annotation of a GenBank genome assembly.
AUGAUCCUACUUUUGUUAAUAUCGUUAAUUCUUGUUUCUCCCGGUCUUGGAGGCCAAGAUGAAACGGCAAAAUUUACAAGAACAUUGUUACGAAAUCAUAAUUGGGUUAGACAAACCAGAAAUAAAUGUGAUUCUCGUUGGAGUACAUCUGAGAAAAAGCUUGAGGAUUUUAUAUGGGAUGAUGGAUUAUAUGUGACCGCUCAACAGUAUGCAGAAAAGUGUGAAAAUAUACCUAGUGGUUUACAAGACAGAACUACGUGUAGAUGGAAAUCAGUUGGUCAAAAUGUUGCUCAAGUUUCUUCAGUUUAUGAUGCUAUCAAUGUUUGGCGAGAUGGAAGUCGAUUUUAUAAUCUUAAAAAUGAUGAAUGUGUAGUGAAUCAUGAUUGUUCUAUGUAUAAACAAGCAGGAGGUAAAGCUGGAAAAGACUCUGGUAAAGCAAAGGCCAAGGCAAUUUCUCGAUCACAUCGCGCAGGUCUCCAAUUUCCUGUUGGUCGUAUCCACCGUCAUUUAAAAGCACGCACUACUAGUCAUGGAAGAGUUGGCGCUACUGCUGCAGUCUAUUCGGCAGCUAUUCUGGAGUACCUCACUGCAGAAGUUCUCGAACUAGCUGGGAAUGCAAGUAAAGACUUGAAAGUCAAACGUAUAACACCUCGGCAUCUUCAGUUGGCCAUUCGUGGAGAUGAAGAACUUGAUACAUUAAUCAAGGCAACCAUUGCAGGUGGUGGUGUUAUCCCCCACAUCCACAAAUCCCUUAUUGGCAAAAAACUACCUCCACCUAAACCCCUUUCGAUGUAA